CGUUAUGCUUGUCCACUCACAGACAGCUGGAGAGAGGGAAGACGUCAUGGUUUGAUUCCCUGUGCGCUGGAAAUGGUCGUCGAUCUGACAUUACUCUGCAGAUUCCUCAGACGGGAGGUACAAUGAAGGCGGGGGCGUCGUCCAUGUGGGCAUCCUGCUGUGGCCUGUUGAAUGAGGUGAUGGGCACAGGCACCGUGCGAACACAGCAGCCGGGUUUUGGGGCGGGGGCGGGUCCGUUCCGCUUUGCCCCCAGCGCCGGGUACUCGACCUACCCCCCCACCAGCUCAGGGAGCGCUGGACAGCUGUGCAAGGCCUGUGGACUGGCCUUCUCUGUCUUCAGACGGAAGCACAUCUGUUGUGAUUGUAAGAAGAGCUUUUGCGCCCUGUGCUCGGUGCUUCAGGAGAACCUGCGCUGCUGCACCACCUGCCACCUGCUGCGAGGAACUGCCUUCCAGAGGCCUCGGCUCAUGCAGCUCCGAGUCAAAGACCUGCGCCAGUACCUACUGCUGAGGAACAUCCCCACCGACACGUGCAGGGAGAAGGAAGACCUGGUGGACCUGGUGUUGUGUCACCAGGGAGCAGGACACACCCCCGGAGCAGUGGUGGAAGAGGAGGAGGAGGAGGACGACGACGAUGAGGAGGAGGAGGAGGAAGAGACGACGCACGAGGAGGAGGAGGAGGAAGAGGAAGAGGAGGGGGAUGAUGAAGGGGGAGACGACAUAGACAAUGAGCAUUUACUCCCUCAGUCUGAAGCAGCCUCGCCCGUCUGCGCCACCAGAUCCAACUCUGAACAGUCACUGCUGUCGGCGUCACAGGGGGAAGUGAUCAGCCCCAGCAGCAGCUCAGGGACCAGCAACCAGGUGAGAGCAACACAGGAGCAUGAGGAUACCCCGACAGCAUCCCUCCUGAACCUGGAACCCACUGAAAAUAUGAUAGAGGUGAGUCCAGCGACUCAGAGGAGGAUCCGAGCGUCGCUGUCCGACCUGGACAAUGAGGAGGCCAUAGAAAACCUGUCCGUCCGUCAGCUAAAAGAGAUUCUUGCGAGGAACUUUGUCAAUUUCUCGGGCUGCUGUGAGAAGUGGGAGCUGCUGGAGCGAGUGCAUCGACUCUACAGAGAAAACCAGCAGAACAGGAAAUCCAUGGAAAAUGUGAGCAUAACUGCAGUGGUUGCAUAUCCUCCACCUCUCUGCAACAGUGGAGUUGGAGAUGGUGUGAAAGCUCAGCUGGCCUCUGAUGAAAACCUGUGUCGCAUCUGCAUGGACGCCAUCAUCGACUGUGUGUUGCUGGAAUGUGGUCACAUGGUAACAUGCACCAAAUGUGGAAAAAGAAUGAGCGAGUGCCCCAUCUGCAGGCAGUACGUGGUACGGGCGGUGCAUGUCUUCAAGUCUUAAACAUAUGUGGACGGGCGCACGUGAUCUCAACCCUGAGUUGUGACUGAAGGCCAACUGCUGUGCAUGACUUUAGCCUGAUGGUGCAGCAGGUGGAAGCUUUGUCCUGGUCCUUGAAACCAGACUUUGGCCUAACACUGUUUGUUUGUUUGUUUGUUUGUU
Sphaeramia orbicularis (orbiculate cardinalfish) is the source of this 1550-nucleotide messenger RNA. RefSeq names its product ring finger protein 34b (gene rnf34b). The coding region runs from base 123 to 1391 and encodes 422 amino acids. NCBI's taxonomy places the organism in Eukaryota, Metazoa, Chordata, Actinopteri, Kurtiformes, Apogonidae. Gene Ontology annotation, biological process: negative regulation of extrinsic apoptotic signaling pathway via death domain receptors; proteasome-mediated ubiquitin-dependent protein catabolic process; protein K48-linked ubiquitination. Gene Ontology annotation, cellular component: plasma membrane; cytoplasm. The transcript has 8 exons. The record is from RefSeq and is a predicted model, not a curated record. Gene Ontology annotation, molecular function: ubiquitin protein ligase activity.